Messenger RNA from Acaulospora colombiana, 242 nucleotides. The record is from the annotation of a GenBank genome assembly. Lineage: Eukaryota; Fungi; Glomeromycota; Glomeromycetes; Diversisporales; Acaulosporaceae.
UUGUAUAUUUCAAAGUCCUCCUCCCCUCACCCAAACGCGAUUACAGCGCCAGAGCUACUGAAAGACCCAAUCAUCACCGAGGAGGAAUGCGCAUAGAGGCAGAUAUUCUCCGGAUAUUUGUAGGAAACUUUGGCAUCGCUGAGUACUUUAGACCGUAUGAUGUCGAAUUGGAACCCGUACAGGCGCAAUUCUAUAUGCUUAUUCAUGACUCAAUGGGCGACUCCAAUAUGAGGAUUAAAUGA